CGUCCAUUCUCUGGCUGCUGACACCAUGGGGAGACUCGAUGCGCUCGUGCAGUUUAAUUUGCUCACAUGGAUCAGAGAGGAGAAACAGUCGAGGAGACUGUGUCUCUUCGUUGUUUUCGUCGCCCUGCUCUUGGAUAACAUGCUCAUGACUGUAGUCGUUCCCAUCAUUCCCAGCUACCUGUACAGCCUGGAUCAUCCGGCCAACGUGACGUUGAAGAACGACACCUCGUCGCAGCCGGGCCCUCCGGCAGCCUUCCACAGCAUCGUGUCCUUAUACGACAACACCUUGAAGUAUUCCGGCUCCAACGCCACGGCCGGGCCGACCGCCGCGGUCCCGACGGCGCUACCGAACAACUCCGCCGAGUGCCACCAGUCCAAGCAGCUGAACAAUGAGAACGUCAAAGUGGGAUUGCUUCUCGCUUCCAAGGCCACCGUACAGAUCAUCACCAACCCCUUCAUAGGGCCCCUCACAAACAAAAUAGGAUAUCAUAUUCCCAUAUUCGCUGGCUUCUGCAUCAUGUUCUUCUCCACUAUCAUGUUCGCCUUCUCAUCGAGCUACGCUCUGCUGUUUGUGGCCAGAUCGAUGCAAGGUGUGGGCUCCUCCUGCUCGUCAGUGGCAGGGAUGGGAAUGCUUGCGAGUCUGUACACGGAUGAAGCGGAGAGAAGCAAAGCCAUCGGGAUUGCGCUAGGAGGUCUGGCAUUGGGAGUGCUCGUCGGACCCCCGUUUGGCAGUGUGAUGUACGAGUUCGUUGGGAAGACCGCUCCUUUCCUCAUUCUGGCGUUCCUGGCUCUGUUUGAUGGAGCUCUGCAGCUUCUUGUUUUUAAGCCCAACAAGAUUGAACCAGAGAGUCAGAAGGGGACCCCGCUGCUGACACUAAUGAAGGAUCCAUACAUUUUAGUCGCAGCCGGUGCCAUUUGUUUUGGAAAUAUGGCCAUCGCUAUGUUGGAGCCAACGCUGACCAUCUGGAUGAUGCAGACCAUGUGUGCCAGCGAAUGGCAGCUAGGCGUCGCUUUCUUACCGGCGUCCAUCUCCUACCUUAUUGGAACCUACAUCUUCGGCAGGUUGGGGCUCAGGAUGGGGAGAUGGCUUUGUGCUUUCAUUGGAAUGAUCAUGGUUGGAAUCAGUGUAAUAUGUGUUCCACUUGCCAAAAACCUCUACGGUCUGAUUAUUCCAAACUUCGGCAUUGGUUUGGCUAUCGGCAUGGUGGACUCCUCUAUGAUGCCCAUCAUGGGUUACCUGGUGGACCUGCGGCACGUGUCCGUUUAUGGAAGUGUGUAUGCCAUCGCUGACGUGGCUUUCUGCUUUGGAUUUGCUUUUGGUCCGUCUAUCGGAGGAGUCGUCGCCGAGAGUAUCGGCUUCCCCUGGCUGAUGACCAUCAUCGGGAUCGUGGAUAUUCUCUUUGCUCCUCUCUGCAUCUUCCUCAGGAAUCCACCGGGACAAGAAGAGAAAAUUGCUAUUUUGAUGGACUCCAACUGUUCAAUGAAGACACGGUCCUACUCCACACAGGGGACGCACUACCAGGGUGAGAACAUGGAUCCAGAAUAUGACGAUUAUGAUUAACGGGACACGAGCCACGCAGGUUAACCCUUCAGAGGAUCUAUUUUUUUGUACAAAAAAAAAUGUUUAUUUAAACAAAACAGCCGAGAUAUUUAAAUGUGAAUGUGCCGCAUUCUGUCUUCGCUGUUCUUUGUCCUCGUAGAAGUUGUACUGGAGCAAACCAAAGUUGUUCUUGAUCUGUGGUUGCAAGCGCAUUGUGUGAGAGAUAUUUUUUUAGCCGACAGCCUUAUUCAGUCGAGAGAUGUGUCAAAAAAAAGCACUUUUUAGGUCGUAGAAGUACGCUUUGCCGGUUUAUUUUUGGAUACAAAUCUUUCUUAAUUUAUGUGUCAGCUAUUAAAAAGUCUCCUUUUUAUUUACUGUACGUCCAUGAUACUGUCUUGAAUAUUAUUACCAGACCUUGUGCAAGUUGGUAUUAUAUUGGGUAACUGUGUGGUAUGUCAAGAAACUGUUUUUUGUUUAAAGUCGGAGAGAAUACCUUUUGGGUCUGAUCUAUGAUCCUUGUUUGCAUUGAUGUGGCUACAAAAGUAUUCAUGACUCGAGUCAACACAUUUGAGCUGCUUGAGAAAAGGAUGAAGAAUGUGUUCUAAAAACACGCCGUAGAUACGUGACGUCGCAACAGAAUCCACGGAAUCGUGCAUCGUGGCGA
This is a messenger RNA of Pseudoliparis swirei, 2204 nucleotides long. It is a transcript of the gene slc18a2, whose product is annotated as solute carrier family 18 member 2. The record is from RefSeq and is a predicted model, not a curated record. NCBI's taxonomy places the organism in Eukaryota, Metazoa, Chordata, Actinopteri, Perciformes, Liparidae. Gene Ontology annotation, molecular function: serotonin:sodium:chloride symporter activity; xenobiotic transmembrane transporter activity. Gene Ontology annotation, cellular component: synaptic vesicle membrane; terminal bouton. The transcript has 15 exons. Gene Ontology annotation, biological process: aminergic neurotransmitter loading into synaptic vesicle; xenobiotic transport; transmembrane transport. Bases 26 to 1561 code for a protein of 511 amino acids.